UCACAAUGAUUAUAAGAAUAGAAACAAAAAACACGACGCCACUCAAGAGUUGACUCAAAGUUUCAAUUGUGACUUGACUGAGGUAAUGAGAAAAUGGAAGAUUAUUUUGGCUCAAUACCGAAGAGAAAAGAAGAAAAUAUCGGAUUCAAAAUCUUCAGGUUCUGGGUUUUCAGAUGUAUAUAAGCCAAAAUGGUUUGCUUAUGCAUAUUUGAAUUUCUUUCAUGCAAGGGAUGAACCGAACACCAGCAUGAACUCGCAAGAUGAAAUAAAUGAACAGCUAAUACAAGAACAUACUACAGUAAAUGAAAGUCAAGAGUCAUCUCAUGAAAGGCCAGUAGAAAAGUUUAAGGCUCCAAAGAACUCGUUGAAACGUCGUGCUGUCGAUGAAGACCCGAGAAUUUCCCAUGCUUUGUCCAUUAUGGACAACGUAAAUAAGCAGAUGGAAGCAAGAAAACGUGACGAUGAUGACAUUUUUGCUGCAGGCGUCGCAACGAAAUUAAGAAAAAUUAAAGAUGAGCGAAAGAAGAUUUUAGUGCAAAGGGACAUUGAUAAUUUGCUGUAUGACGCGAUUAUUGGUACUGGAAAAUAUGCUACGACUCGAAUUCCUUCACCUUAUUCAGAUUCGUCAAACUCACAAGGUCAGGUACCGCUUUCAAGUUUUCAAGCCCGCAAUGGUGAUUUUGACGACGACCUUUUACGCCAGCAUAACAGCGAAAUAUUAACUUGGCAAGAUAUGUAG
Molecule: messenger RNA, 739 nt
Organism: Acanthoscelides obtectus
Lineage: Eukaryota; Metazoa; Arthropoda; Insecta; Coleoptera; Chrysomelidae
Source: the annotation of a GenBank genome assembly